AGGCUCUUUUAACUUUUAUGGCCUGCAUAGUCCAAUACCUCCUGUCGUCAAAAAGGCGUACGGAGGGAAAGAGGAAAAGCUUUGGUACUGCGAUUUCCGCGAUUUGGAGCAUUCCUCGAUCAAGCGGAUCUUUCCAUAGAUGAGAAUCCUGCAAUGGCUCAUUUGGUCAGUUCUGCUGACUGGUGCAUUUGGAGUGGGGAGCAAGCUAUCGUUGGUUUGCUCGGGAAUCAGUCAGGGAAUCCCCGGUCGUGUGAGCCUCUUUUUCCUCUCACGGGAGCCGCUGAGUGGCGAACCCACGGGCACCGUAAAGGUCCGAGAUGCCGCAGGAGUGAUCUAUGAGCAAGAAUUUGCGGCCGCGCGUAACGUGGAUCACCCCACGGGUAUCAGUUCAGAUGCCACUUUGCAGAGCAUCACCGGCUGGAUUCGUGACACCUUCCGUGGAUGCACCGGAAAGACCGGCUUGCUGCUGGACCUGGAUAGCUCGACCAGUAUCACUUGCUACACGAGAUAUCCGGACAUGGCACCUUUGGACAAGGCGACAGACGGAUCAAGCUUGCACGUGGUUGCCUUGGGCGAAGUGGAUCCAAAUCGGAACGACAUCAUCCCUGAUGUUGCCCCAGGGCCUAUUCGAAGUAUCUGGGCCAUCGCGCUGGAUGGCAUCAGUCCAGGGUGGUUGGGCCUCAGUCAGCAACUGGAUCCCCCUGCUGCGAUGGUGCCGUGUCCUGAUGCCAUCAUAAGGCAGCAGACCAGAGAUGAACGAGUCAUUCAUCCUUGCUCACUUGGCCGCACUGGUCGCUGGAUUUGGUUCCAAGUUGCCCCAGCAGAGGGCCGCCAGGAUUGUGCUAGCCCGCCAAACAAGAACAUUAAGCGUUCAACCAUCAGAGAUGACAAGGUCCAGGCCUUUUGCAGCAAUGUCCCGGACGGCUUUGUUUGUCCGGUGCGCUGUGAGCGGAACCGAGCUCCCACAGGCAUUGUGCGAUGCCUCAAGGGCAAAUGGGUGGCCUCUUUGAGAUGUCGCACCCCAAGACAUGCUUGCUUGGCACCCUUGAAGACCGUGACGGUAUCCAGCGCCAAUGGCCAAAAUAGUUGGAACAUUCAGGGCAUUGUGCCAGAUACGAAGGCCGACUGCGACCUUUUCACGCGCCACGGGAAGAAGUGCGCAGCGACUUGCAGUGGAGGUAACUUUGGCAGUGGACAGGUCAAGUGCCAUGGACGCUGGGGAAAAUUUCAAUGGAGCUAUAACGACUUGGCCACUUAUGAAGGGCCACUUGCCAAUGGAAUCUUCGAGGCUCGGAACAAGUUUAAAUGCAAUUCGCCCAGUCUGGACACGCUCUUUCCCCGCCCCUUGAUCAGCACAUUGGAGACACAGGCUGCCGAGGAGACCACCAUCAAGAUCACUGCAGUGGUUCCUCGCGAACCUGACAUCGUGCGUUCCUGCAUCACCACGUUCUACUUCAGAGAGGUGACUGGACGGAUGACAUGCACAACUGAGCGGUCACCGACCAGUGUCUCCCAGUCCACGUCAGACUUCGAAGCGGAUGAUCCUGAGAACAACGAUGAGGACCUCACCGACCCGGAAGUUUGCGCGAACGAUGAGUUUACCCAGCAGGACUUUUGUUUGAACGGUGGCUACGAUGGCCUUUGCUGGCGAUGCCUGGCUUCAGAGCUCACCACCCGGGACCAGUGCUGGCGCGGGCGGACAGGUGUCCAGUCUGGACAAAGUUGCGGAGUCUUGGCCGUGGCAGGCGAUUUCUACACGUGCCGCUUUGGUGGAUUUACCCAACCGCAACAGUGCUUUACAGCUCCACCUUUGGGAUACUGCGUGAAGAAGAUCUGUGCUUAUCAAGGUACCACCAAGUACUGUACCGAGUUCGAUCCACCCACCUUUGGACCAUUCUGCGUUGGCGAUGAAACUGGUGCCAACAUUGAUCACGCAGUCAUCAAGUACACCUGCUGUGAUCACAACGUCAUCACCUAUACUGGAUACUGCAGCGGUGGGGUGCCAGAGGCUAUUGCCAAAUAUGAGAUCAUGGUGGGCGCCAAGAACGAUGCCGGCACAUCUUGGAGUUUGCCCGUGAGCAUCACCUGCGCAGAUUUGCAUAUUUCCGGGCCAGAUGCCGUCAGAUAUGUCAUCCCACAGAGUUGCUCCGGUUUGUUGCCUGGGGCCACUUGCAAAGUCACCUGCGGUGAAGCCUACAUCACCCAGUCGACGGAACCCAAAGGCAUUUUCACUUGCCAGAACGGUAAGAAUGAGCAGCCCUUUGGAGAGCUUCCUGUUUGUCGACUGAAGCCGGGCGGCGGUGGCAAGAUCAUUUGUGGUCCUUCAAACCCGGUCAGCACCACCACAACGACCACUGCGGCGCAAUGUGCCCAGUGUGCAGCCUUCCGUAAAGGAUGGAAGAAUUCCGCUUACACCCAAUGCCGAGCUUGGGGAGAUCCGCACAUCUCAAAAAGCUGGAGACAGAAGAAGAAGUUUAAUCACCAAGGCACGGGAGUCUUCCGCUAUGCCACCAGCAAUGCUUGUGCCGGGGGAGACUUUGAACUUCAAGCUUUCCAAUGCCAAUACAAGAGCACGCGGAACUCCGUCAUCACCAGUGUGAAAGUGCAGUUCAACGGUGGCGACAAGGUCUUCAUCACGGAGAACUCGAUCUCCCUCGAUGGCUCACCAGCCGUGGAGCCGUCGGAUGCGAUUCACAACGACAAGGCCGGCGUCAACAUCCACAGCGAUGACAAGUGCAUGUUCUUGCACGUGAAUGUGAAGAAGAUGAGCCGGAACCCAGGUUUCAUGCACAACUUUAAGCUCCUGGUUUGGGAGGAGGAUCUCACGGCGGAGGGGAUUUGUGGAGCACAAGAUUUGAAGAACGAGUAUGUGGCGCCAGAUAGUGGCAAGAUGCUCUUCACUCCACAGCAACACACCGAUCUGUGCAAUCAAUGUAUCAACUCAGGUGGCAACGCUCCGCAGGGCUGUGUCACCAGCAAUCCCCCACCAACAAUCAGCUUCAAUUGUGAUUUUUUGGCGCCUCUGGAUGGUCGUGAUACAGAGUGCAAGACCAGUGAUCAUGCGCUUGUUUCUUAUUGGCAGACCUUUGGUGGUGGCAAGAACUGCGUGGUGUACACAAUGUUGAGAAGAAAGAAGAGCUGCGGCGAGUACUGCCGAGAAAAAGGUUCAGAAUGCGUCGGUAUGGUGGAUGAUCCCAACUCUCAUGAUUGCACGCCGAAGAACAAGAAGGAUCUUGGGUGCAGCACCAAGAGAUACAAUGACGCGAUGUGCGUUUGCAAGAUUCCUAGCCUGAAUGUGCCUGGUGCCGCAGUGGUGGAAGCGUGCCAAAACUCAGAGGAUGGCUUGACUGUGGCGCAAGCAGAGGCCAUGUGCAAGGUGAUUCUUGCUUUGGUUCCCGCUUUUUGGCCAGCGCGGAACUUGGAGCCAAACGCUGUCGUCACUGAAGAGGAAGAGGAUAUGGAUAGCUCCCUGGAGGACUGCAUGAUCGAUGUGUGCAGCUCUGGUCCCCUGGACCGUCCGGCCAUCAUCGACAACUUGCGGACAGAGCUCUCCGGCUUGGCUGCCCGAGGAUGCUCCUUCGUGAAUGGUUUGCAAUAUGAGCUGGGUCUUGAUGCCUAUCCCUGCAAUUGUGGAGGAGUCAACUGCGAGGAAGGCCAAGCGUGUUUGAUCAACGGUCCCGGCGGUCCCAGCUGCGCAGCUGUUCCCACCACAAUCACGGUGACCACGAUGACCGACACGGUCACUUCCACGAGUGAGAGCAGCACCUCCUCCACCUAUACAACCUCUUCCACCACGUUCACCGUACCGCCUUUGACCACCUUAACCUCUACCAGCACUUCGCGAACCAGCAGCACCACCACAACCAUGAGUUCAACCAGCACUACGUCCGCCAGCUCCACAAGCACCUUGACCACCACCACCAAGUCCUCGACGACGUCUGUGACUUCCAGCAGCACCACGAGCAAGACCUCCACGCAGACCUCCAUCACAGUCACCAGCACCUCCAAGACCUUGACGACUUCGAGCGUCACAAGUACCAGCUCCGUGACCUUGACCAGCACAUCGAGGACUACUACCAGCUCCACCUCUGAAACGUCCACGAGUAUCACCACCACCGGGACCACGGUGACAGACACCGUGACCUCCAUCACACGGACCUGGACUGACACCACCAGCACACUGACCUCCUCCAGCUCAACAGCUACCACAGUGACCACGAGCAGUUUCACAGAGACAUCGACCAGCGCGACAGAGACCACGAUGACAACCUCCUCCAGCACGGCCUCCACGAUUUCAACCACUUGGACAAAGACCUCAACGACAACAAUGACCACCACUACGACCUACCCACUGUCCUCGUUCUGUGGCCCUUGGAACCCCGUGGGCGGCUUUGCCGAGAUCUCUUGGAAUGGUGGCGAUUUUCCUGCGUUAGCCUUUGAUGGGAACGGCUGGGAGUGGCGGGUUUUCUUGAAGAGCACCGUUGAAGGCAGCUUGUGGUUCCUGCUGCCCCAUUGCUUGGACAUCAGAGAGACGACUUGCCACGUCUACUGUUUGGAGCCUGGUGCCAGCUAUGAUGUUCGAGUGGAAUUGGUCGCCACGAUACCCACCGUGAGUGUCGCCGAGUGGCAACUCCUGGAUGUGGCCAUCGUGCCGCCGGCACGGGCAGACCCACCCGAGGAUUUGCAAGUGGUGGAACCGCAAUCCCACGCUUUGAUCAUUUCCUGGGCCGCUGCGGCCGAGCAGGGAAACUGUACCUUCCGUUCCUGGCGAGUGGAGAUCAAAGAUCCAGCUGGCGGUUGGCUGGUGGAUCCCCCAUCCUGUGCCGGACUCUCCAACUUCCAAGUGACCAGAUGCACACUGGCGAACUUGCCCUGCGAUACCGGCUACAUUAUCCAGGUGAAGCAGCAGUGUGACGAUGAGGAAUCAACCUCGGAUUGGAGUCGGCCAAUCACAGCCAAUACCUUGGUGGGUGGCGAUUGCGCUGAUCCAGCACAACAGCCACAGGGCUUGGAUUUGCAGGCCAAUGUUCAAUCGUCAGAUGGAGGCCGACGUCUCUCCACAGAUGUCAACUGCCAAGCUCAGGCUUAUGUGCUUCAGCUGGUUUGGUUGCCAGGUCAGCAAGAGGAUUCGCAGUUCUUGGUGUGGCACGUGGAGCUUUACAAGUUGACCAUUGUGGCUGGGCAAAUCGAUCGCAGCCAAGAUGUGCAGAUCCCUGAUGUUUGCAAAGGUUUACUGGACCGUGCCAACACGAGAUGCUUCGUUCCAGAUUUGGCCUUCGGCCUCUACAGCUUUGCGGUGCAAGAAAUCUCCAUGGUGCCUGCGACCAGCUCGCCUCUCUCGGCCACCAGUCUGCCUGUGUGGGUUCCGAGGCGCCGCGCAGCGGCCCCAGUGGCCGUCCAGCUCUCCGAGGCCACGGUGAGUGGCGCGCGCAUAGCCUGGAGCAACGCUGCACUCGAGGAUUGUAUUUUCACCCGGACCAAGGUCGAGGUGUCAAGUGCAGUCGAGGAUUGGUUUGAGCCUGAGGGUUGCCGCUACAUCUCUGAUCCUACCAGCAGCAGCUGUAGUGCCAGAGGCCUCCAGUCCAGUACCGCCUACAUCGCCCGUGUCUUGGUGCUUUGCGACGAGUGUACCAACACUCCAAGCUCCCAGCGGGUCGCUUGCCAGCCGGAGGAUGCUGAGACGGAUGUGUGUCGUGUGGCGGAAGGAGGAACUGCCGCUUGCUUCAAGAAGUUGAGUGCCUUCAGGGCUUCCAGCUGCUGGUCGGCCAGCAGUGGUCCGCUCACGACCUUGCCAAGGAAGCAAGCCGUGCCCACUGGUGGUGUUGUGACAGUGCCAAGCGACAGUGGCGUGCGGGUGAGUUUCUCGUGGAUACCAGGCGUGGGCUCUGCCAGCAACAGUGGCCUUCCCCCAGAUUGUAAUUCUCAGAACUUCCAGUUGGAGAUCAAAGCGCAAAGUGAGAGUGACUGGGGAAGCCCGGAAGGUUGCCAAGACUUAGCUUCCGACCGGUCAUGUACAGCCUUGAACCUGCAAUGCGACACGCUCUACGACGCCCGGAUCCGUGCGGCAUGCGUGCCUGCCGCCGCCAGCAGUGACUGGAUGGCAUUCCCAUCCUUCCGCACGGCCUAUGCAGGCAUUUGCCUUCGCCCAGCAUCACCUCCGCAGCUGCUGCGCGCGACCCAAACCUCCACCGUGUCGUUGGAGGUGUCCUUUUCCGCUGGGUCAGCUGGGGACUGCGUAUUCCAAGGCUUUGAGCUCCAGAUGCGCCAAGAGUCAGUGGAGACAUGGACCGCUUUGCCUUUGACCUCCGGCUCACUGCAGGUGCGUAGCGGACCGAGUUGUUUGGUCCAAGAACUCUCGGAGGGCACCGGCUACUACUUCCGCGCCAGAGAACUGUGCAGCAACGGUGCCCCCUUGGCGUCCGGCUGGGGCAACACCGAGGAAGCCCUCCGCACCACCUCUGUGCCAGUGGUGCAGCAGCCUAGCUUCAUUGACCCCCAGGGUUUCCUGGUUGGGCAAUAUGCACCACAGAGGUUGAUGCUUUUCUUCGACACCGACUUGGCCCUGGGCGACAGCUCUGUGGCGCUAAGCAUUUGCCCCUCUUUGCCGGGCACAGUGGCGGAUCCCGGUGCUUGCAACUGCGUGAGUGUGGCUGAUUGUGCCUCCAAAUGCGUGACCCGUGAUGUGGUGCAGGUCCUUUUGCAGAGCUCUCGCGUGGCCCUGGUGGACUUCGCCGAGGCCUUGCCUCGCCCGCUCACCUCCUGUCCUUAUGAUGUCAUCGUGGAGGAAGGCCUCCUGAAGACGCAGCUCACACCUGCCAAGCUCUCACCGAGGAUCACCUGGAGCUUCACCUACUCACCACCGCCGCCCAUCGGCAUGGUCACGCUCCACUCCAGUACGACCACUUCGAUGACGGUGCGCGUGACCUGGGACCGGCCCAUGACCGUCCGCUGCGGGGUGGCCUCGGAGGCAGCACCUGGAGGCAUCGCUCAACUGUCGGAGCCGGAGGACUUCACCGGAGCGCGGGACUUCGUGGAGGUGCCAAUCACCGGCUUGCUGCCAUUCACGCAGUACUCGGUGGUUUGCACAGGCGCAGCUAUUGGCGAUCCCAUCCUCACCUCAACAGUUUCCACCAAUGGUGUCUCCACCAAGAAGGACACGGAUGAUACGUUGUCCGACGUCACAUUGAACAUCAAGGCAGUCUGCAACGAUGAGUCAGAGACAGAGGUGUUCACGGCGCUCUAUCCGCCGUUUGACCCUACCAGUCGCAACUACCAGGUGACUCUCAAUGCUGAUGAGGUGCGUACCUGGUGCAGCCCAGAUGAGACCGAAGCAGUUUUGAGGGUCGAGGUGUUGGGCCAAGCUUCCAGUGCUUUUGCGUUGGUGCAACAGCCGGAGGUGCAAAGCAUGGUGCAGCAACUCUUAGAUGCAAAUGGAGAGCUGCCCCCCGAAGUGCCACGAAGCGCGAAUAUCCAGGUGGUGAUCAACGUGCACCCUGCUCAGACUGGAGACACUGCCCCUGCGCCGUAUACCAUCAAUUUCGUAUUAGGUGUUUUGGACGUGAGCACGGAGGUAGGCCAGUGGCCCUCAGACACCGUCACCGGCGUCAUCUCCUACGCCAACGCCCCCAAUGUGGCGACUUUCGAGAUUGCAGUGCCCACCUCGCUCAAUGCCAAUUAUAUCGGCCUUCGCCUGGGGCCAUAUGAGCAGACGGUGGUGCUGGCAAGUUCCCAGGCAAUUGUGGGCAGUGUGCCACCCAGGACACUGCACAGCUUUCGUGUGGACAAUUUGUGGGGUCUUGGAACAGAGUUGCCGCUGGUGAUCCAAAUCCAACCUCCUGCUGGAAACGUUCAUCCGACUUUGGACGUCUACACCGAUUACAACGCCAGCUUUGACCCUCCGACCGUCACAGACAUCGAGACAGAUCAAGAGAACGGCACCGUGUCGAACACUCAGAUCACCUAUCUCACUGUUUAUGGGACCAACCUCAUGGUGCCUCCCUCCUUUGGCGUUGAUGAGCACGUUGGGAUCUUCCUAUCACCGCUCCCCAACACUUGCAGCACCAACGAAUGCCAGGAGCGUGAACUUCAACGAUUGCUGAGCAGCGGUGCCCCGAACCUUUGCAUGGCCACAGUGGUUUCUGCCAAUACCCAAGAGACCAGCGUCUCAUGCUUUGUGACUCCAUCAGCUAGCGGCGCCCUGGGCUUGUGCCUCACCACGCGCCGGGGCUUUUUCUCAGAGCUCUAUUGCGCCGCCUUUGCGCCUCCAGGCCUCGUUCAGCCAGAGCAGGAGGAGGUCGUCGGCAUCGACCAGCCACUGCAAGACAUGUCCUCGCCAACUCCUUUCAUCAUUACAGUGGGUGGGGCCUUACCUCCUGAGAACGUCACACAGGGCUUUUUACAGGUUUGGGGCUCUCCCUUCGAUGUACCGCCGGUGAACAUCUCCAAUCCUGGCCCAGGCCAUGUGCCGCUUUGUUCUGACGCUGUGCGUAUCGAGAACCAGAACAACUCUUUGCUGUGUUACCGGAACACAAAUUUCAACGUGUCGGAGAUGAGCGCCAACCCCAAUGUAUUUAUCCAAACUGGCCCGGACCAAACCUCCUCGAACGUGCUCACGGGGGGCCUGACGAUCGGCAACCCGCAAAUCACUCAGAUCAUCCGCAGCCACGAAUUCGAGGUGGGCGAGAUGACGCUGACCGUGGAAGGCACUGGCUUUGGUACCAACGCCAAUGGGAACCUCGUGGUCUCGCUGGAGAGCUUCGGCCCGCGGACCCCGGAAGUGCGUGACAUUCGGCUGGCAGAGAACCUGGUUGAAGAAUUGGGUGCCCCUGAUUACGUGACGAACUGCCAGAUCGUGACCCACGAGGACACUCGCAUCGAAUCCAAGUGUGUCACCUCGGAAACCCAGAGUGUCUUGGGAGCGGAGGUCAAUGAACUUUUCUACAGGGAGAAAGUGGAGGAGGAGGGUGGUGGCAACGGUCGCCGACUUCAGCAGGAUCUGACUGAGUUGGCGCUGAAGCUCACCCCACUGCCCGUGGCCAUCACGGUCUCAUAUGAGCUGGACUGCACUGUUCUUGAAAGGCUUAACGAGACAUGUGGCCAGCGCCCACAGAAUCUGGGCACGCCUAUGGCCAGGGAAUGGCAGACGGUGCGCUUGAAGCCAUGCCCAGCCGGAGAGCAUCGGAUUAACUAUACAGGUUCGGAGUGCCUGCAAUGUCAACCAGGCAAAUUCAAGAGCGGUGUGGGGCCUGCUUUGCUUUGCGACUUGUGCGACCAGCGCUCCUGGAUGGGGCUUGCUGGUGCAGGAGCCUGCACUGUCUGCCCCCAGAACGAGGCAACAGGCUUCUUUGGCGCUACGGAGAUCGCAGACUGCGACUGCCAGGAUGGCUACUAUCGUUUGGGGGACAACACAACAGACUGGCGACUUGAAAGCAGCCACGGAGUCUGUGGUGUUUGUCCUACAGGAGCCAUUUGCGAAGGUGGUCCCACUUUGCCCUACUCGGCCGCAGGCUACUGGACUCCGGACAGGUUGAGGUUUUGGCCGUGCUUUCCGACCACCGCUUGUCUGGAAGGUAGUGACGAAGGCCCAAACUUGUGUCAAGAGGGUCGAGAACCAACCAGCGUGCGUUGUGGACAGUGUGCCUAUGGAAGCUAUGCGCAUAAUAGUGAAUGUCAUAUUUGUAGCACUGCCGACGACUUGAUCGCCUGGCUGGGCAUGUUCCUUUUCCCGAUCCUGAUCGUUUGUGUCUUCAUUCCGCUGAUUAUCCGCCACAUCCGAAGCAGCGAUAUGUCCCGAACAAAGAAGUCCAAACGUAUCAUGGCCCACAAAAGGAAGAGCAAGUUCGGUGGUUUGGGUGAUGUGGACCACGGGGAGUUCCGCAUGUUGCUCAUCAUGUGGACCUCCUUGCAGAUGCUGUGGAUCGUCUCGUUGAUGCCAUUGCAGUUCACCAGUUUUGCCGAGUCGUGGCUUUGGGGUCUCGGGAUGAGUGUCUUCGACUUCUCCAUCUUCAGGCCUCAGUGUGCUUUCCGGGCGUUCUCCUACUUCGUGAAGUGGCUCACGCAAUGGGGGCUGUUCUUCAUCAUGAGCGGGAUUUUAGCUGCAGUGAUGUUCAUCUACUGUGCAAGACAUCUGAAUCGACAUCACGAUCCCUCCUACAUCAGCAUGAGACAAGGCUUCCUUUGUACCAUGUCGGCCACGUUGAUGCUUCUCUUGCUAGUGCACCUGCGAGACGACCUGGUCUUCCUGCAAUGUGUGGACUGUGAAGAUGGCAAGCAGUGUUUGGCUGAGCAGCCCGUGAUCUAUUGUUGGGACUUCACAGACUGGGAAUGGACAACCAUGGCAAUCUUGUCCUCUUUGGAUCUGCUCGUGGUUAUCUUGGCAUCUCUGCCCAUCGUGGCCCUCAGCAUUUACAAAAGCUGGAAGUGGCAACAUGGGGAUGAGAUCGGGUUGUCCAAAGACUUCUUGGCUCCUUGGUAUGUCUUCUUUGCAGAAGAUUGGGUGCGGAGGCACCAAGGGUACAUCACGGAGGUCAGAGAGGCAGUGCCAGAGUUUGAGCAAGCCUACAAAGAUCUCCAUGCCGAGGGCUUGCAUCUGGACGCUUGGAGUAAAGCCAUUGAUAUCAUUUUGGCCCAAGAAGCGGAGAAGGCAGAGGUGCUCUUGCGCAAGAUCAUACGACACUUGUAUGCGCACCACCCUCGGUUCAGUGUCAUCGACGAAGACGAGGGCCCCACCUUUCAAAUCAUCCGAAACCUCGUGAGGUCUUCUGAUCCGGCGCCUGUGGAUGAAGACCAUGACCGGACUUUACACGUUUCGGAUGUCCAUCACAUCACGAUUGCAUUGUUCAAUCUGCUGGACACUGCAAGGCACACAGUGGCUGGUGCCCGAAUAAUCAAACGAUGGCUGGCUUAUAGCUGGAGCUUUAUGUUGCUGCUCUUCCGUUUUGCCAUCUUGCUCUUUGCCAUGCUGAUGCGACGAGAUCAGAAGAGUCAGGUGCCUUUGCCCUACAUGUUGACCAACCUGGCGUUGCUCAUCUCAGAGGCGACCGUACAGCCGUAUCAGUGGAACUACUUGAAUGAUUGGGAGUUAACCGUUCACACGCUGAUCUACGUGUUUAUGUUAUUCGUGCACUCCGAAUGGUCAGAUGUGGCCAGCGAUGUUUUGCUGGUGGUGGCCACGGCAGCUGCCAUCCUACCGGUGAUCUUGCGGAUCAUCGUGAUGUGGUGGCUGAAGGACAAGAGCGAGGAUCCUACUCACAUGACGGUGAAGGGCGGUGAGGCGUCAUACCACUUGAGCCAACUGGUGGAUGGUGGAGGCACCCGAUCCCUUGGAGUCUCCACCACCACCACUGAGAGUAUCGUGAAUUCUGGUACCUUGGAGCACGUGAGGAAGAGCAUUGAAUUAGUAAAGAAGAAGCAAACAACGGUGGUCGAGAAGACCUAUGACGACUGGGGUCAGGUGGUUGAGCGAACCAUCCAAACCGAGGAGACCGAGACUGAGAACAUUGCAUACUCCUUGGACAUGACGAAGUCCAGGGUGGAGAAGGUGAUGCGUGGACAGCCCGACGAUCAUGAGCUGCAUGGUCUGGCAGCUGUUCCCGAAGACGAUGAGCCGCAUGUCAUCGAAGUGGGUGAUGAAAGCAUCGACUUUGCUGACUUUGUCGCCCCUGGUGAACAGAUUUACAGCUCGGUUCUUUGAGGAAAGCCGAGCUGGGAGGUUGGCAACUGUUGCACUGCAGGCCGCUCUUCAUCAGCUCAGCCGCGUUGGCUGAACCUGGAAGGUUUUCAGUGUGCGAGAGCUGGGUUUUUUUGGACCUGCAGUGAACGUGUUUUUAAAUUUUGAAUGGAACCUUUUUGGCCCUGCACCUCGCAUCAUGGUAUGACGAAUCGGAUUGAAUUGAACCCGGAAGCGUU
Messenger RNA from Durusdinium trenchii, 11907 nucleotides. The record is from the annotation of a GenBank genome assembly. NCBI's taxonomy places the organism in Eukaryota, Dinophyceae, Suessiales, Symbiodiniaceae.